GGCAGAUCUCCAACAGCAGCAAGAGUGAGUUAAGGCUCUGCAGAUCAAAAUACGUCAAAGUAAAGGAAACCCAAAAGCUACUUAUCGUUUUCAAAGUGACCAUGCCUCGUCUUUCACUUCUCCUGUUUGUGAUUGUAAUUGGACUUCUCUGUCUGACAGCUGCAGAAGAGAGCCAAGCUGAAUCAAGGGAGAAGCGGGACAUGCCUAACUGGGCGCUGACCUCCUCAGACUUUUUUGGCUGGGUUGAGGAGCUACGUAAACAUGCUGGAUACGAAAAGAUUGAUGAGCUGGCCCGUACCUUCUGGGCUCAUUUUCCCUCAGCUAGUCAUUUGGGCUAUGAUCACGCUGAUCCUGAAGAAUAAAGACGUGGCCACAUUGACGUUCAGAGUACUGAUCAAGGUUUAAGUCAUACUAGCUAGUAUUGUAUAAAUAUGAUCUCACUGUUUGAAGAUGUUUGCUGGUAAACAUGGAUGAAAAUGAAAAUGUAUUGUGAAAGCUUCAUUGUUUAUCUUAUAAUAA
This is a messenger RNA of Trichomycterus rosablanca, 519 nucleotides long. RefSeq names its product otospiralin 2 (gene otos2). The transcript has 4 exons. The coding region runs from base 102 to 362 and encodes 86 amino acids. Gene Ontology annotation, biological process: sensory perception of sound. The record is from RefSeq and is a predicted model, not a curated record. NCBI's taxonomy places the organism in Eukaryota, Metazoa, Chordata, Actinopteri, Siluriformes, Trichomycteridae.